Molecule: messenger RNA, 2747 nt
Organism: Helicoverpa armigera (cotton bollworm)
Lineage: Eukaryota; Metazoa; Arthropoda; Insecta; Lepidoptera; Noctuidae
Exons: 5
Coding region: 440-976 (178 amino acids)
Source: RefSeq, a predicted model, not a curated record
CAGAUAUGUAUGCGUUUGUUUUGAUUUUUAAUUUUUACCGCGCGCAAUGUAUCAUAUUUAAAUUAAUAUAACUCAAAGAGAAUUUCAUAAGAUGGAACCGAUAAGUUUCUACUAUUUAUGUAACCACCCUCGAGCCAUCGUUUUUAAAUAGUAUGCCUAUCUAAAGUGAAAAAUAUCCACCACCCAGUGAUAAGAUCUCAUACAGGUUUUUCUACUUAUUCAAAUAAAGAAAUACAAGUUUUUAAAAUUCAUGAGUAACUUUUAUUGUAAAUACUACGUACGAAGUAUCAGUAAUUAUGUGUUUUGUUUAUAAGGAUAAUAAUAUCGAAAUAACUCAGCUCGCCUGUUGAUCAGAUGCUAUUUAUAGAAUUAUAUAAAUGCACGGCAGUCACGAAGUACGAAGUCACUGUUUGUCGCAAGUAGGUUGACAUUUGGCACUAUGGAUUGGCCUGUUUGGAAAAAAUGCUGCUUCUGUAUCCCCCUACGCUAUGGUUUGCUAACAUGGGGAUAUUUAAAACUGAUAUCAGCCAGCAUAGUAUUGAGUUUCUUCAUAUUUAUUUUAGUAGGUCUUGCAGACUUUAUUAGAAAUGAUACUUUAGUAAUAGUUAUUCCAAUUAUUGCUAUAAUGGUCACAGACAUUGGACUGCACAUUUUAUGCAUUGUCGGAGCACAUAAGAAAAAUGUAAGGCUAUUAGAAGUUUAUUACUGCUAUGCUUGGUUCAUGUGGGCGGGGACGAUCAUCAUGUUUGCUGUAUGCACAAUUUUGCUAGUUCUCAUCUUUUCCGGUCAUGGUGAAAGUGGUGUUAAGUCAUUAUACUUGACCAUGGAUAUCUUGGGAUUUUUACUUGGUAUUGUAAUACACACAUUCCUCUUGAUUUCACUGAGGAGUGAAAUGAUCAAACUCAGGAGCAAUUGUCCAUACAGGUUCGUGAAGAAUGAUGGAGAACCUGAAGGUUUUAUUACCAGUGACAAAUAAGGAAGAAGUGUCUAUAGACGAAUAUACAAAUAACAAGUACAGUCAACUUCACGUCAAUGGUAACAGUUUUAUAGGAAAAUCGUACUUAUUACUAUUGAGUUAAGGUGCAUGACAGUUACCACUGAUGUGCAGUCUACUGUACCUAUGAUAAGGAAACAGUUGAAUUGAAAGAAAGUGAUAUUUUGGUUUAAUUUAAAGUGUUUAUGCCUUUUUAUUAGAACGUGGGAAAUGGCAAUAAGCUUCGCCAUCUACCUAGCCUUUUCCCAACUAUGUUGAGGCCCUAAUAAAUAAUUAAGGUAGGAGUACCAGUGUUUUACAUGGAGCCUCUGCCUAUCUGACCUCCUCAACACAAUUACCUGGACGACACGAUACCCCUUGGUAAAAGUGGUUGUCAGUGUCUGGUUUUUGACUACCAUUAACGACUGCCAAAAGAUAUACUCAAAUGACAGCCGGGUCCCAGUAAUAGAUUGUGCCUUAUGAUAAGAUGGUCAUCCAUUGAACCAUCCACGCUAAGCGUUGCUUAACCUUAUAAUCGAUGGAUUGACUUGGCCACAAGCUCUUCCACUUGACAAUAUUAACAGUUAUAUGCAAUUUAAACAUGUAAAAAAUUAUGAUUAAGGAUAAAAUAUAAUAUUAGAAAGUUGCCUAAAAACAAGAGUGGUUCAAUUUAUUUUUGUAUGGUCGGCAAUAAAAGUCCAUCCAUGAUUUUGUCAACUAAAAUACCUGGUAGGUGUACAAGGUGUACUUAAAUCUUCCACCAUAACUGGCAUGUUACGACUACAAAACAAACCCUGGAUAUUAAGGAAUUACAACAUCGUGAUUAUUUGUUUGCUAAGUUAGUAAUUUUUUUUGCCAUAAUAGGUACAAAUAUUGAUUGUUUUUGAGAGCUUUUUAUGUAUAUUUUUUAGAAGGUAUAUAAGUCAAAGUUAGCUUUCACACUAGUGGAAUUUCAGCUUAUAUUCUCCAUCGAGUAAUAAAUAAACAAUUGACAAUCGGCUAAAAAGAUGACACUAGGAACCACGUGGCCGUUACUGGCCGCGCGUAUACGCGCGUCAAAAUCCGCUAGUGUGAAAGGGCUCCUAAGUCUUAUCUAUAAAUAUCUUAAGCUCUUGUUCUCAUAUACCUAAUGCUUUGUAGUCACAAAGCAUUAGGUAUGCAGUCGCAUACAAUGAGGGUUUUCUAAAAUGGCGUCCACGAGGUGGCAGCACCGAGUCGUCAGGUCCAGAUAACUGUCAAAGUGCUUAUCUUUACUAUGAAUAGUGAACGAUUUUAGUGUUUUUUUUUAUUAUUUUAUAAUUAAAGCACUGCAUUAUUGUUUUACUAUUGCGGUUGAGUAAAUAAAAAAAACUAAAUCAUAUUGUGUUAACAAAUUUUUCAAUAAGCUUUUCCUUAGUACCUGUGACUUUUGCACCCUCUCUCUUAGCUCAAUUUUUAGUUCGGAAACCUUAUUCUGACCGUAGUCCAUAAUAAAAUCAAUAACACUUCCAAUAUAACAGAAUUUCAAUAAACAAUAAGUUCGGACCCUACAAUUCCAUACUAUUUGACAGCUGUUUGGACCAGACGCAUACGUGGCGCCACCCUGUGGCAGAAAAAAUUGAGAAGACCCUCAUUUUCAUAUUUGUACUUUUAAAAGCUUAUGCUAUUAAGCUACAUAGUUGGUGAUAAAAAUAAGAUUAAGUGAGAUUAUUUAUUGUAAAUCUAAACACUGUUUAGUAUUUAUGUACAAUUUACUACUACAAUAAAUUGUACGACAUAAGUGCCUCAAUGUGAA